AUGGAUUCAUCUAAUAGAUUAUUCAAUUUCCAAAUUACAUAUGGAAAACAAACCUUGACCAUUCAAAACUUUAAUAAACAAACAAAUUUCGAACAAAUCCACAAAUAUAUAUGUAACUCAUUUGAUUUAAAUUCACCAAAGUCAUAUCAAAUAGUAUACUAUGAUCCUGAGACAUUGUCUUUUGUCGAUCUCAAAGAUCCAUUACAUCAAGGAUUCAAUUUAUCAAAUAAUAUCCAUUUUUUUGUAGUAAAUAAUUCAUCUAUACAUUCAGAUAUUUCUUCUCACAAUGCUUCAGAUAUUCAAAUAGAUCAAGCUAUACUACAUAUUAACAAUGAAAAUUCAUCGAGUAAUGAAAAUUAUUCGUUUAAUAUAGAUGUAUCUGUAGACAGUAUUAAAGCUGACGAUGAUAGUUUACAAAUUGACAUGGAAUAUUCACAUACAAUGAAUGAAGAUUUAGUGUCAAAUCGACUUUUCUUCUCAUUAGAUGUGAAGCCUACUCAACGAGAUAUGUAUAAAUCUGAUCAAUUUAAUUCUAGUUCAGAAAAAGCUAAUGGACGUAUCAGUCGUGUACAAGGUAUCAAAGACGUAUCCGAAAAAAUGCGUCAAGUACUGCCGAAACUUCGAAUUCCUUCAAUGUAUCAUAAAUUAAAUGUAAAACUUCUUGUAUUUGUUGUAUCUGAAGAUUUACAAAAUGGAAUGCGUAUUUGGUCUAAACAUUGUCAUAAAGGAUUUUUACCGGAGAAUUUUACAAAAGAUACAGAAACAAUAAAUCCUAUUGAAUUUGAUUUGAGUAAAUGUAAUUUAACAAAUGAAGGAGAUUUUGCAUUAAGUGUACAAAUGAUAACGAAAUGGAAUAAAUCUUCUAGAGAAGUUAACGAAUUUUAUCGACUCGAAGAUAAUAAAACGAAACUGAUACAUUCAGCACCACAUGAUUCACAUUCUCCGCGUUUACUUUGUGUGAUUCAACGAAAUGGUAUUAUUGAAUGGAAUACACUUUGUUUAUCAGAUUUUAUUAAAUCACCAAAACCUGCAAAACAUGCAUAUUCAAAUAUUAAUUCAGAUCAAACGCAUUCAUCACCUCACAAACGUUUGAAAACUAGUAAUUAA
Messenger RNA from Adineta steineri, 1107 nucleotides. The record is from the annotation of a GenBank genome assembly. NCBI's taxonomy places the organism in Eukaryota, Metazoa, Rotifera, Eurotatoria, Adinetida, Adinetidae.